AUGCUCUAUUACCCCCAGCAGCCGGACCAACGAGCCCUCCAUCCCGAGCGGUUAUACACCGCUCCAUUUGAGGCCCAUCACCAGCACCUCUUACAACCGCAGCCUCCUCGCCAUCUCAUCGAUCUCCCAGCCCAGUACAUAGGCCGCAACAACCACAACAACCACCGCCACAACCACCGCCACAACCACCGCAACGACAUGUGCGACAUCUGCUUCGACACGCACGCGCGCGACGCCCUCAUCUCCCCGCCGGGCUGCCUCCACAAGUGGUGCCACCGCUGCCUCGACCGAGUCAUCAAAAACGCCUGCCAGCCGGGCACGUCCGCCUUCCCGCCGCGCUGCUGCGGCGUCGAGGUCUUCGGCGGCGACGCGCGCGUCCGCGGCGCCAUCUCGCUGCUCACGCUCGCGGCGUACAACCGCCGCCAGGAGGAGGAAGAAACGCCGCCCAGGGAGCGCACGUACUGCCACCGGCGGGAGUGCAGGCAGCACAUCCGGGCGUCCGCGGUGAAGACGGUGGGCGAGGGCGAGGACGAGCAGAGGUGCGGCACGUGCGAGGCGUGUGGGGGGAAGACGUGCAUGUGGUGCAGGGACGAGGAUCAUCCGGGGCGGGCGUGCCCAGGGAGGCGCAGAGACGAGGGAGGGAGGCAAGCCGUGUUGAUGGCUGCGGAGAGGAAUGGGUGGAAGACGUGUUGGAAGUGUGGGGUCUUGGUGGAGAAGACGGGAGGGUGUACGUUUGUGAUGUGA
Diplodia corticola is the source of this 744-nucleotide messenger RNA. Its product is annotated as ibr domain-containing protein. Lineage: Eukaryota; Fungi; Ascomycota; Dothideomycetes; Botryosphaeriales; Botryosphaeriaceae. Gene Ontology annotation, molecular function: ubiquitin protein ligase activity; ubiquitin conjugating enzyme binding. The transcript has a single exon. The record is from RefSeq and is a predicted model, not a curated record. Gene Ontology annotation, biological process: protein polyubiquitination; positive regulation of proteasomal ubiquitin-dependent protein catabolic process; ubiquitin-dependent protein catabolic process. Bases 1 to 744 code for a protein of 247 amino acids. Gene Ontology annotation, cellular component: ubiquitin ligase complex; cytoplasm.